This is a messenger RNA of Trichoderma breve, 351 nucleotides long. Its product is annotated as cgr1 family domain-containing protein. The record is from RefSeq and is a predicted model, not a curated record. The transcript has 3 exons. Bases 1 to 351 code for a protein of 116 amino acids. NCBI's taxonomy places the organism in Eukaryota, Fungi, Ascomycota, Sordariomycetes, Hypocreales, Hypocreaceae.
AUGGAGACUCCAGUCGAAAAGAAGGUUGAAAAGGCAACAAAGCCUUAUGGCAUGCGCAAGAAUGGAAUGCAAUGGCAUGCUCCAAAGAAGGCGUUUCGCCCGACCAAAGGCCUCUCAUCGUAUGAGCAGAGGACUAAGGAGCGGGCUGCAAUGGCGCAGAUGAAGGCAAAGGAAAAGGAGAUGAAGGAGGAGAAGGAGGAAGAGCGCCAGCGACGGAUCCAAGCCAUCAGGGAUAAGCGAGCAAAGAAGGAAGAGAGAGAAAGAUACGAGAAGCUGGCCGAAAAGAUGCACCGCAAGCGAGUGGAGAGAUUGAAGCGCAAGGAGAAGCGAAACAAGCUGUUGAACUCAUGA